AUGGGAGGCAUCUUGGCAAGCAAUGGAGUCGGGGAAUGGUUACACGCCACGAGGAGGGAAAUGGCGUAUGCUGGACAUGAGGUUAUCAACUUCAACAUUGAAAGGGGGUUGUUUAGUAUUCAAACUACACCACAACCAUCAAAUAAGGGUCGAAAUAUUCUAACAGUUGACAUAAAGGGACGCCAAUGUACAUGUGGGAAGUGGCAGAAUCUACACUACCCUUGUUCUCACUUGUUAGCUGUCUGCAGUGCUAGGAGAUUGGGGUACAGUGGCUAUAUUGACUUUUGUUUCACAAUGCAGGAGCAUUAUGCGACAUAUACGAUGGACUUCAUUCCAAUCCUCUAUGAACAAUAUUGGACGGAUCUAGUGGCACCAACAUUAUACGGUAACCGAAAGUUGCUGAGGCAGAAAGGACGCCCCAAAAGUUUGAGACUACGUAACGAAAUGGAUGUAUGA
This is a messenger RNA of Malania oleifera, 456 nucleotides long. RefSeq lists its product as uncharacterized. The transcript has a single exon. The record is from RefSeq and is a predicted model, not a curated record. Gene Ontology annotation, molecular function: zinc ion binding. NCBI's taxonomy places the organism in Eukaryota, Viridiplantae, Streptophyta, Magnoliopsida, Santalales, Ximeniaceae. The coding region runs from base 1 to 456 and encodes 151 amino acids.